AUAGAAGCUAAUGCCCCUGUUUUCUAUAAACCAAAACCAUAUUCCUUAACCCUUACAAUAAUCAAGCAACACAACAAAACUAAACUAGACCACUCUGUCUUCUUCAAUCCCUCACAACUACUUCCUUAUUACUUAAUUAAUAAUUAGUAGCUUUAUUAGAGAUAGCUUAGCUUAGCUAGCUAUAGAGAGCUUCAAAGGUAAGAAUUGAGUGGCACUAAGCUAAAUUAGUAUCAUAUCUUUACACCCUUUAAUCUCUCUCUUAAUUCUUUCUUCCUAGCUCGUAGCUAGCUUUCAACCAUCACCGAAAAAUUUGUUUCUUUGUACUUGUAUGAUGAAGAUGAUGUGAUGAAAUUCCCUUGCUAGAAAAAGGGCCAUGUCUUUGUGUGUGUUAAGUAUUGUUUUGAGCCUUGUCUUUGCUUUUCUCCUUCUUGUUUUUGCUGCACAGCUUUUCUAUUUCUUGUGGUGGAGAAACCAUACAAGAACACCACCAUCAUCAUCAUCAUCAUCCUCAGAUAUUGAAAUGGGUCAGAAGAGUAAUAAUAAUAGUGACCCGUCAAAGGGUCUCUUUCAUUAUUGGGUUUGCUGGAAGGUUCCACGAACCGUGCAUGCUACUUCAGGGAAACCAGAGUUGGGUAAUAAUAAUAAUAAUAAUAAUGGUGGAGAAGAAUUCCAAGGUGGUAGUGUGGAAUCAGAGUUGAUGAGGCUGCACAAUCUUGCAGGUCCUCCAAGGUUUCUCUUCACAAUCAAAGAGGAAACCAAAGAGGAGUUGGAAUGUGAAGAUGGAAAAUCAAGAAGCUUAAGUGAUCUUAUGUGUGCUAUAGACACACCUUGUUCUUCACCCUUCAAAUGUUCUUUGGAAUUCAACCCUCUCUUUGAAUCAUCAUCAGAAGAAGAAUCAGAGUUCAAUAGGUUUAGAUCCUCGCCACCUCCAAAGUUCAAGUUCCUGAGGGAUGCAGAGGAGAAAUUGUACAGAAGACUCGUUGAAGAAGGUAGGAGAAACACACUCUUUGGGCUCAAAGAUUCUUCUUCUCAACAUGUAACAGGUUCAUCUCAGGUUCUGCCAUUGCCAUCUUCUCCUUCAACAUUCAUACCCCUUCAAACCCCAUCAUCCAUGCUCCAUUAGUUACAUUUUUUUAAUUACCCUGCCUCUUUAUUGUGUUAAUUAAAUAGUUUUAAUGCUUUACAAAUAAAUCAUUUGCUUCCUUUA
Messenger RNA from Arachis duranensis, 1207 nucleotides. RefSeq lists its product as uncharacterized. NCBI's taxonomy places the organism in Eukaryota, Viridiplantae, Streptophyta, Magnoliopsida, Fabales, Fabaceae. The transcript has a single exon. The record is from RefSeq and is a predicted model, not a curated record. Bases 374 to 1123 code for a protein of 249 amino acids.